UGCACCGAAGCACCGACUUGGCCUCGCGGAAGCACGCAUGGAUGGGUAUGGGCACACGACGCGUCGAGGAAUGUCUGGAAGCGUCGGCUUGAUGGGCCCGUACCACACUCGUUGACGUUGAUGUCAAGUACAUUCAUUCAUUCCAAAUCAUCCUGACAUACUUCCACCAUAGCAAACCACAAACGACCGUUUCAAGGUUCACACCGCACCCAAUCGCAUACUGCCUGAACCGCGCAAUAUGCAGUUGAAGUCUUUGAUUCUGGGCUCUGCCCUGGCCCUCGCCACGGCUGCCGCGGCUGACGAAGGCCGGCCUCGAAUUUAUUUCCCUCGGCACGUCAAACGGCAAUUCACGAACUCCACAGUCACGAGCCCCGAAUCCUUCCCGGAGGAGACCAUGUCCUCGACGACGAGCACGCCCAACUUUAUCACCAGGGUGCGGCAAUCCUCGAGCUCCGAAGACGAACGGGGCGGUUCGAGCGCCUCGGACUCCUUGCAAGCUAGUUCUGAGACUACCACCGGACCUCGCGUGACCACCAUUAUCAUCUCGAGCACAAUUUGGGUGCCGCCGACGCCACCCACGUCUGUCCCGGAGUCGUCUGUCCCUGAGUCAUCUGUCAGUGACGACGAGACAUCGUCUGAAGUGCCUUCUUCGGCACCCGACGCUUCGGGCGAGGAAGAUAUCUCGAGUCCUCCUAGCACCACCGACGGUUUCAACCUCAUUCCCACCAAUUUGCUUCCUUCCGGGCUUAUCCCCAGUGACCCGUUCCCACCCGUCAUCUCCCCCUCGUCUUCAGAUGAGGAGUCAAGUGAAGCCGUGCCUACCACCGCGACGAUCGACUCGAGCUCUUCACCCAUUGUGAUCGCCCCCACCGGAGUCGUUACGCCGAGCUCUGAGGCUAGCAGCUCGCCAUCGACUGCCCCAGAAUCUUCAGCCGAGGAGACCACCGCGCCAGUUGAAGAGUCAGAGUCUGCCGCUCCGACGUUGACUACUGCCUCAACUACUGCCUCGACUGAACCUGAGGAGUCGGGAACCAAUCCCCUUGACCCUAUCGCGUCGUUGAUCUCAGACAUCGUUGCCCCGCCCGUGCCAACGAACGCUACCGAGUCGGAAACCCCGAUCUCGACCAGUAUUGACCUUGAUCUCCCUAGCUCGCUCCCUGGUCCGUCGAGCACGAUUUCCGAAGAGCCUCCCAUUGUUACCCUACCCCCGGUCCCGAGCUCGACCCCUAUCGAACUUCCCCCCAUUUCUAACUCUACCGAGCCGGUGCUCGAGCCGCCAGUGACUUCGUCAAUCCUUGCGGAACCGACAUCGCUGCCUCCGGUGGAAUCCUCGGUGCCCCCCAACAGCACGAGCGACGGUGUUUCUAUUGUGCCACCUUCGGACGUUUCCAUCCCCGUCCCCGUCCCCACGAGCUCGGUUUUCGAUGGAAACGACACUGUGUCCGCCGUGCCCGAACCGUCCUCUCCGUCAUCCGAAUUGCCAGGUAAUUCAUCAGUCGUGCCCACUGAAUCGGUCUUGCCCACUGGAUCGGUCGUGCCCACUGGAUCGGUCGUGCCCACUGAAUCGAUCGACCCGGUUGAGUCCACCGCACCGCCGACUGCCGUCCCCUCGGUUUCGGAGCCUUCCUCGGUUGUGCCUGCUUCUAGCGAGCCCCCCAAGCCGACCCUUCCUCCGUCGCAAUCGUGGCUGCCGACAACCAUCAUUGUGGAGCACUCGACGCCAACUGUGACCCAUUCGGUAGGCGGCAGCGCCCCAACCACGACUGGUGUGAUGCCUUCCGACCUUCCCAGUCUCAUCACCCCCGACGACUCUUCGGAUGUUACUCAGCCCGAGGGCACCGUGGUUCUCCAAGUUGGUUUCCUGUACGCCCAGAACUACGAGUUUGUCAGCAACAACCCCAUGGCGGCGGCGCAGAUCUUCACGUACUUGCCCAUCGCCCUGGCCGAUGGGGCGGAGAUUGACCGCAGGAACGUCAAGGUGAUCAGGCUCGUGCCAUACGACACGAUGCAGUCGCUUGGAUACAUCACGACGCUGGCCAGGUUCUACUACCCGGAGAGCAUGAUCGACCAGCUGCGCAUGGAUAUUCAGAUUCCAAACUCGCCUUUCUACAACCACCCGGUUGAGCUCGUGUACAACCUGACCCAGAACGUCAAUCCUGCUAUUGAUAUCAUGCCCGGCAGCGAGAUCGAUCUCACCGCUCCUGGCGAUGACUCGUCGGACGACGACAACACCGACCCCAACGACUUGGCGGCCAACGAGUCGGACGCGUCGCCGAUGCAGCGAGGCACAGCUGCUGCCAUUGGUAUUGGUGCGGUCGGUAUCGCGGCUGCCUAUGGCGCGGCCAUGUUCCUGAUUGCUCGCCGCUAUAAGCGCAAGAAGCAGGCACACCGCCGCUCCAGCUCGAUCGCCGGCUCGUCCGAGAUGCGCUACACCGGCGCGGGCAGCCCUGCUCUGAUGGGCGGGGCGCUGAUGAGCCGUGACUUUUCCGGCUACGGAGGCGUGUCGGGCGGCCAGCGUGACAGCCGGGGUAGCGGGCGUAGCGGCGGCGGGAACUCGGGACGGACGGCAUACAUCUCGGCCCCUGUGGCUGCAGAGAACUCGCUCGGAUGGAACUGACUUGACGAACUAGACGCCCUUCCCCCUGUCCAGUGAUCAUCAUAUUUCUUUUUUUUUUCAUUUUUUUUCAUGUUCUUCAAACUUCUCUCAUCCGCUCAACAGCGACUUUUAUGA
This is a messenger RNA of Sodiomyces alkalinus F11, 2731 nucleotides long. RefSeq lists its product as hypothetical. The record is from RefSeq and is a predicted model, not a curated record. NCBI's taxonomy places the organism in Eukaryota, Fungi, Ascomycota, Sordariomycetes, Glomerellales, Plectosphaerellaceae. Gene Ontology annotation, biological process: osmosensory signaling pathway via Sho1 osmosensor; establishment of cell polarity; fungal-type cell wall organization. Gene Ontology annotation, cellular component: cell surface; extracellular region; plasma membrane. Gene Ontology annotation, molecular function: osmosensor activity. The transcript has 3 exons. Bases 239 to 2617 code for a protein of 792 amino acids.